AUGGAGAUCCGACAUGCUUUACCCCGGGAUAUCUGGGAGCUGCUGCACUGCUUGAAGGUGAGGAGCAAGUAUGCUGUCCUGCUGGUCUUCGUUGUCAGCCUUGUCAUCAUUGAGAAGGAGAACAACUUCAUCUCCAGGGUGUCGGACAAGCUGAAGCAGUCCCCACAGGUUCUGGCAGAGGCCAACGGCACGGAGGUCAGCCUGGCACCGGCCGAGAACGGUUCGUUGGCUUCCCUGCAGGAGCUGGAUGCUGCUUUCUUCCAGCUGAGGUCUCACCUGCACAACAUCACCCUGCAGCUGGCAGGCGAUGGGGACCCCAGGCCGCGGCGGCACAUCCUGCUGAUGGCCACCACCCGCACCGGCUCCUCAUUUGUCGGGGAGUUUUUCAACCAGCAAGGCAGCAUCUUCUACCUCUUUGAGCCCCUCUGGCACAUCGAGAAGACGGUGACCUUCCUGCCGGGGGGAGCUAGCGCCGUGGGCUCUGCCUUGGUUUACCGAGACGUGCUCAAGCAGCUCCUCCUCUGCGACCUCUAUAUCUUGGAGAACUUCAUCUCGCCGGCGCCCGAGGGCCACCUGACUCCCUUCCUGUUCCGGCGGGGCUCCAGCCGCUCGCUCUGCGAGGAGCCCGUGU
Molecule: messenger RNA, 631 nt
Organism: Acanthisitta chloris (rifleman)
Lineage: Eukaryota; Metazoa; Chordata; Aves; Passeriformes; Acanthisittidae
Gene: CHST3
Product: carbohydrate (chondroitin 6) sulfotransferase 3
Exons: 2
Biological process (GO): N-acetylglucosamine metabolic process
Molecular function (GO): chondroitin 6-sulfotransferase activity; N-acetylglucosamine 6-O-sulfotransferase activity
Source: RefSeq, a predicted model, not a curated record